AUAUAUACAUUUUAUUUUUAUAUAUUUUUUUUUACCGUUUCCUUUUUAUUUGCCAUUUGAGGAUAAUCUGUGAAUGAAGUCGUAUUAACAGAAGGAACAGCUGCAAUGACAUCCUUAAAUUAUUCCAUUAACAAAAUAAACAGCGCUGACUUCUGUCGAGUUUUCCAACAUAUGUUAUUCUGGUUUCGGAAUCUGGUAAUGCGUUUUAUACCAUCGAUCAUCUGUAACGAAUGAAUCACUUGUGUGUGACAAGUGGUACGUGAAGAUCAACGGGGAUUUUUUUGUUGGGCGCAGGUUUCCUUGGUUUUAUUUCUGCAUCAUAUUUACUGUCCGACAUCUUCGAGACCAGUGCUUUCAUUCACUAGUGAAGUUAGAUGCAGCAGUUAACCUCCUCACCACUGAGGACGCUGUGUUAUUAACUGCAGCCUAUCGCUUGCCGCGCGCGGGAUUGAACGUAUUUUUCAGGAUUUACGACUAAGCGGUUUUGUCGUGCGCGCGUUCUCUAGAACGUACGGCAGGCGCGUUUUGAAUUCGAAACCAAAUUAUUUGAUUGGUUUGGCAUCUGAUUGGAAGCCGCAUAUAUCCAUGUGAUCUAUUUGCAUAACCACGCCCACAUUUCCGGCUUGUUUUCGGGGAAUCCCCGAAGCAUGGUUGGGUUUUUCAUUGAAAAGGAAAAAAAAUAUAUCAAUUCACUUACAAACCUAAAACCACCGUCUUUGGCCCGUCCUCCAGCGAGUGGGGUAGACGCAUAAGUGGGCUAGUUGCAGAAUUGAUUUGCUUUGCCCCUCUGCCCUUCGUGCUUUUGCAAGCAAAUGAGCGCUGCAGACAGAGAAGCGGGAGAUAACAUGGCCGAGCAGGACGACAACCUGCAGUUUAGCCAGACUUUCCAGGACCUGUGGAACCUCAUGCCGGCGCCGAAUGAGAGUGAGAAUUGGGAAGACAUUGGACAUCUGAUCGAUGCUAGCCUUUUUGAGGCUACACCCCCCCAGCCCUCGGUGUCGCCCCCCGAAUGCGGGGCGCCCCCCUCCUCCACGGUCCCCACCACCACCGACUACCCCGGGAGCCUGGACUUCCAGCUGCGUUUCACUCAGUCCAGUACGACUAAGUCGGUCACCAGCACGUACUCCUCCAUCCUGAACAAGCUCUACUGCCAGCUGGCCAAGACGUGCCCAGUACAAAUGCUGGUGAGCCAGCCGCCCCCGCCCGGCUCCAUCCUGCGGGCCACCGCCGUCUACAAGAAAUCGGAGCACGUGGCCGAGGUGGUGCGCCGCUGUCCGCACCAUGAACGCAUCCCCGAAAACAACGAAGGCCCCGCCCCCAAAGGUCACCUGAUCCGAGUCGAGGGCAGCCAGAGGGCUCAGUACAUCGACGACAGCAACACCCUCCGGCACAGUGUUGUGGUCCCCUACGAGCCGCCCCAGGUGGGCUCUGAGUGCACCACCAUCCUGUACAACUACAUGUGCAACAGCAGCUGCAUGGGGGGCAUGAACCGCCGACCCAUCCUCACCAUCAUCACGCUGGAGAGCCCUGAUGGCCGGCUGCUGGGACGUCGCAGCUUUGAGGUGCGUGUCUGCGCCUGCCCCGGCCGCGACCGGAAGACCGAGGAGGAGAACAACUCCAAGCUGCAGGAGAAGUCGACGUCCAAGACCAGCGGAGGCACCAAGCGCGCCCUUAAGGAACCAUCCCAGACCGGCCCCCGGCCUGAACCCAGCAAGAAGACCAAGUCCAGCUCCAGCACCGAUGAGGAGACCUACACACUGCAGAUCCGUGGUAAAGAGCGUUACGAGAUGCUGAAGAUGAUCAACCAGAGCCUGGAGCUGGGAGAUCUGGUGCCCCUUGCGGACCAGGAGAAGUACAGGCAGAAGCUGCAAUCCAAGGUGGGCAAGCGUGAGAAGGAGCGCGAAGCCCCGGAGCCGAAGAGGGGGAAGAAGCUCCUGGUGAAGGAGGAGAAGAGCGACUCGGACUGAGCGGCAGGAAUCUGGCCUCUGCUCCCAUUGAGUCCAUAGAUUCUGAGUGGUCCUGGUCCUGGAUCUGUACUUAAUAACCACACAACGGCACAGACUUUGAUAUGCUUGUAGACUUUUUUUUUUUAUUUUAAAAAACAAAACAAAAAAAAAAAACUUGUAGCCUUUAUUUUUUUUAUCACUUUUAAAUGAUACAAGCUAAAUAAACUUUUUAUACAAAUUCCCACACCUGCUGGUCUGAAUAACAUACAACACUGCCAAAGCCCGGCUUAGUAAACGGGACAGCCUGCUCCGCUUAUGGCUAA
Paramormyrops kingsleyae is the source of this 2269-nucleotide messenger RNA. It is a transcript of the gene tp53, whose product is annotated as tumor protein p53. Lineage: Eukaryota; Metazoa; Chordata; Actinopteri; Osteoglossiformes; Mormyridae. The record is from RefSeq and is a predicted model, not a curated record. Gene Ontology annotation, molecular function: RNA polymerase II cis-regulatory region sequence-specific DNA binding; DNA-binding transcription factor activity, RNA polymerase II-specific. Gene Ontology annotation, cellular component: nucleus. Gene Ontology annotation, biological process: apoptotic process; protein tetramerization; regulation of transcription by RNA polymerase II.